AUGGAUUGUCCGUAUACUCCUUAUGAAUUGGAUUUGGCCAUCCAUGAUGCUCCUCUGGGAACAGCACCUGGGCCUGAUGGUAUUAUGAAUGAUUUUCUCCAUCAUCUUGGCCCUGUUGCUCGAAACAUGCUUCGGAGAAUGAUAAAUACUUCCUUUGCAUCUGGAGAGCUUCCUCCGCAAUGGAAAAUAGGGGUGACGGCCCCUAUCCCUAAACCGGGUAAGGACCCCAGCCGUACUGAUAGUUAUCGUCCAGUGACAUUACUAUCAGUCUUGCUUAAGGUGGCCGAACGUAUGGUCCACCGAUGCCUAACAGCAUUAUUCCCUCAUCACCGUCGACAAUUUGGAUUUAUGGCCCUCCGAUGUACUACGGAUGUGGUAACUCUUAUGUUGGAUCAGAUUACCCGUGGUCUUAAAUGA
Trypanosoma theileri is the source of this 417-nucleotide messenger RNA. RefSeq lists its product as uncharacterized. The transcript has a single exon. The record is from RefSeq and is a predicted model, not a curated record. The coding region runs from base 1 to 417 and encodes 138 amino acids. NCBI's taxonomy places the organism in Eukaryota, Euglenozoa, Kinetoplastea, Trypanosomatida, Trypanosomatidae.